Erigeron canadensis is the source of this 1003-nucleotide messenger RNA. RefSeq lists its product as uncharacterized. The coding region runs from base 143 to 802 and encodes 219 amino acids. The transcript has a single exon. The record is from RefSeq and is a predicted model, not a curated record. NCBI's taxonomy places the organism in Eukaryota, Viridiplantae, Streptophyta, Magnoliopsida, Asterales, Asteraceae.
AAUAAAAAAAACUCCACUCUUGGAAACAUCCAAUUCCAAUUUUGCUCUUAUAAUGAUCGAAGUUCUUGAUCCUAAAUCACUAUUCUAUUGAGUGAGAAAUCCCUCAACAAUCCAACAAACCUCAAAUUUUCGUUGAAAGAUAAUGAACCCAGACAAUGUCAAAAUCGAAAAGGCCAACGCAAUCUACGAGUACAAUAAUAACAAGCUACAAAGAUUCACUACUUUGUUCCGAUUCAUUGAGCUAAUUAUUUUCUUAAUUGUAAUCUCUAGAUUACCAAUUCAGCUUCCAUUCAACAUUAAUGUCUCUACUGACCUUCUCAAAGGAAUCUCAUUUAGUUCUAAAUAUGUUUUCGUGCUAGGAAACAUGAUCAUCUUGAUCCUGUUAUUCAAAUCUCGAGUGGUUGAAAAUGGCGAUCAUAACGAUAAGAUCGAUGUUUAUGAUGAGUACGUUAGAAGUUGUGAAAAGAGGGUGGUACAUAACAGUACUACUAUUUCUACUUGUGAAACAAAUAAUCUUGUUUCAAGUAAUGAUAGAAAGAUUUGUAGGAGUCAAUCCGGGAGUAUGGUGAAAGUGAAAUGCCAACAUAACCGAGUUUAUAAGAAAUUAAGGCGGUCUGUGACAGAUAAAAAAAUAGUAAAGAGCGUCGAUGGUGGUGGUGGUGGUGGCGGCGAAACAGUUGUCGUGUCCAAGGAUGAACUGAGUAGCGAUGAAUUUAGACGAACAGUGGAGGCGUUUAUCGCAAGACAACAACAAUCGCUACGAGAUGAAGAGUUGGCUCCUGUACCGUACAUAGGUCCAUAAGUAAAUAAUAUAUAGUAUUAAUUUGGGUCUGUUUAAUUUUUACUUGAUUCAUGCAAAACAACGUCGUAUACCUAAAUGAAGCAAGUUCAAUAUAGAUAAUGAAUCUAGUUUGUAACCCUUAUAAUUGACAAAUGAUAUUGUAAUCAUAAUCUACAAUUAAGUUCUGAUGCACACUAGUUAAUGAAUUCUUAUGGUUAAGUA